Messenger RNA from Dimorphilus gyrociliatus, 1854 nucleotides. The record is from the annotation of a GenBank genome assembly. Lineage: Eukaryota; Metazoa; Annelida; Polychaeta; Dinophilidae.
AAUUUAUUCGUUUUACCUUUGAACAUCAUUCAAUGAGCGGUCUGUGACCAUAAAAGAUGACAUUAUCUGAUUAAUUCCAAAUUAUCUUGUAUCAUUAAGACACCUAGCGUCUAAAGAGGCUUAUUUAAGGGAAUUAUCAAUGUUAAUUGGUUAAUUUUUUAUUUACAUUUGUGUUGUUUGUUAAAUUUUUACAAGUAUUGUUUUUGAACUGGAAUUUAGAUUCGAAUGAAGGAGACUACUGGACUAUUGUCAACGGAGGAGAAUACUUAUGAGAGUAACCCGGAAAAAGAGCCUAUAACUAAAAAAGAGGCUUAUAAGGCUCUUCUCGCUGUUUCUUUUUCUUUUAUGCUCGUUUUUACUGCUACAAUAUCAGUAUUCGCAUUACAAAGCAGUAUAAAUGAGAUAGCUGAUUUGGGAGUUAUAGGUUUAACUACGAAUGGAGUUGGUAUUAUAGUUUCUUGCCUUUACGCUCCUAUUUUUGUUAAAAAGUUUGGAUGUAAGAGAUCACUACUAAUAAGUUUAACUUGCCAAACUGGAAUAGUUUUGGCUCAGUUCUAUCCUAGAAUAUAUACUCUUGUACCCGGAAAUAUUAUUUCUGGAUUUCUCUACGGACCCAUGUGGACUUCUCAAUCAGUUUAUAUUACAAUGAUUGCGAUUCGUUAUGCAAAUACUUAUAAGCUAGAUAAAGGCGAGAUUAUUAAUCAUUUUAAUGGGAUAUUUUGGGGAAUUUGUCUAACAAUGAAAUUAUGGGGGAAUUUGAUUUCCGGUUUUAUAUUGAAACCAUCUGGAGAGAACAUGUUGAAUGUUACAGAGUGCGGAAAAAAUUAUUGCCCUUAUAGUGUUCCAGAAGAAGUUUUAAGGCCUAAGAAGCCAUCUCCAUUUCAAAUAUAUACAAUUAUGUCAAUAUUUUUGGUUUUUGAUAUUUUAGCUAUUUGCACAACUGCAAUAUUCCUUAAAAAACAACAAUUAACUGUUAAGUUACGAGCAACGUCAUUUAAAUCUUCUGUAUUAUCAACUUUAAAGGCUCAUAAGAAUCUUCUAUUCAUUCUAAUUAUACCAGCAACUAUCUUUACAGCCUUUGAACAGGCUUUUAUGACUGUUGAAUAUGCUCAGUCUUUCGUUAAUUGUGCAAUAGGCCUAUCUUACGUUGGAUGGUUUAACGUUAUAUUAGGUAUCGGUAGUUCGAUAUCAUCAUUCCUUCUGCCUAAGGUAGUUAAAAGAGUUGGCCAAUUAACAAUAAUAUUUAUAGCAUUCUUCAUGAAUAUGGGAUUAUUAGUAUUUUUAUAUCUUUGGAAACCUGGACCAAAUUCGAAAGCAUUACUGUUAACAUUUCCAGCGUUAUGGGCUAUAACAGAUUCUGCUUGGCAAAAUACUCUACCAUCUUACCUAGGUCUACAUUUCUCUCAUAAUCAAGAAUCAAUAUUCGCUGCAUAUAGAUUAUGGCAAGGGGCCGGUUAUAUGUCCAACAACGGUUACAGCCCCUUCUUAUGUAUGAGCCAAAAGAUAAUUAUAUUAAUGUCUGUAUUAGUAUUAGCUCUUAUAGCUUUUACAACUUCAAAGAUGGUUAUUAGAUUUAGGUUAAAGAAGAUGAUAAGAUACAACGACUUGUAGAAGAAGUGUACAGUAAGAGAUACUGUACUUUUUUUGAUCUCCUCUCUCUUCUCCUGUCUCUUUUUAUCUCUCUAGGUUUUUUUCUAUCUGUUACUGUAAUUUCUUUAUCUUUUCUCUCCUUUGGAUUAUUUUUUACAUCAUCUAUUAAAAAGCAAAGAAAAAGUACUCAUACUGUAUAUUGAUAAAUCUGUUCAUACUUGAAUAUAUGUACAAUAUAUGAACAUGCUAUUCAUAUGUUACAAC